GGAAGCUUUGCAGGCGAUCCCUCAAAUAAUGGGUUUCAUUGUUGGGGAGAAUAGCAAGGAGAGCGAAAUACUCAAAGAUAUUGUGAAGGCUGUUAAGAAUGUGCUGUUCAGAAAUCUAGUAGAGGGAAGCCAAUAUACCUCUGUGAAUGGUUCAGAAAGCAGCAACACCGGAGCUGCCGGAACUUCCUCACGAGGCCAAAAGGAUAAGACUUUUGGAAACAAACAACGCCUGAAGGAACUGAUAGAGAAGGUGGAUCUUAAAGACAAAGGAACCCGCUUCAUAGGAGUUGUUGGCAUGCCCGGGAUUGGUAAAACCACACUGCUGAAAGAGCUCUACAAGGAGCUGAUCCCCAAGUUUACUAGGCACGUGUUCAUCGAUCGAAUCCGUGAAAAGUCAAAGGGCUCCGAGUUAGAUGACUUCCCCACACUGCUCUUAGAAGAGUUGGAGUUGAAAUUUCCUGAAACUGAUGCUUUUGAAGAACCAUACGAAGCUCUUAAGCGUCGACUAGACAAGCACAAAAUUCUUUUGGUUCUUGAUGAUGUUAGCACAACAAAACAAAUAAAUGCUUUUCUUGGGGGAUUUAGUCCUUCCCAGAAACCUGAGUGGAUUAAAGAAGGAAGCAGGGUUCUCAUUGCAACAAAUGACAUUUCUUUAACAGAGGGCCUGGUUCAUGAUACUUAUGUGGUUCCGCAAGAUCAAGUGUUCAUCAAUUUUCGUGGGGCGGAUCUACGCUCUGGAUUCGUCAGCCAUCUCGUGGAGGCCUUGCAGAAAGAUAAAAUCAAUGUAUUUAUUGACGACUAUGAAGCUAGAGGCAAGAAACUAGACGAACUAUGGAAGAUGAUAGAGGAGUCGAGGAUCGCUCUGACUAUCUUCUCCAGAAAAUACACCGAGUCAAUUUGGUGCCUGAACGAGCUGGCGAAGAUCAAAGAGUGUGAGGAGAAACAGAAACUAGUGGCUAUUCCAAUCUUCUACAAACUGGAGCCAUCCACCGUGAGAGAAUUGAGGGGACAAUUCGGUGAUGCAUUCAGGAAUCUGGCGAGAGGUGAUGAGAGGAGGAAGGAGUGGAAGGAAGCUUUGCAGGCGAUCCCUCGGCUAAUGGGUUUCACCGUAGAGGAGAAUAGCAACGAGGGGAAAAUAUUAAACCAAAUCGUGGAGAUGGUUAAGCUUAUGCUGAACAAAAUUUCAUCAGAGGCAAUCCAAGAUUCCUUUGCGGAUCCUUCAAAAAGUAGCUAUGACACAACUAAGGGAGUUUCUUCAGAAGGCAAAACGCAUAGGACUUUUGGAAUCAAACAACGCCUGAAGGAGUUGGGAGAUAAGUUGGAUUGUGUUAAAUACAAAGGAACUCGUAUUAUUGGAGUUGUUGGGAUGCCUGGAAUUGGUAAAACCACACUCAUCAAAGACCUCUUUAAGGAGUUGCAGCCUAAGUUUGCUAGGCACGCUCUGGUCGACCAAAUCCGUGUACAGUCAAAGGAGUUGGGGUGUGAUUACUUGCCCACAUUGCUUUUAGAAGAGCUAUUGGGAUUGGAAGAUCCCCACAUAGAAAAUGUUGGGGACCCGUACGAAAUUUACAAGGGUCAACUCCUCCAAAGCAAAGUUCUUGUCAUUUUAGAUGAUAUUAGUGAAAGGGAACAGGUAGAUGCUCUCCUCGGGAAUCGUGACUGGAUUAGUGAAGGAAGCAGGAUUGUUAUCGCAACAAGUGACACGUCCUUAACAAAUGGUCUGGUGGACGACACAUAUGUGGUCCGUAAUCUGGACCACAGAGACAGCUUAGAACUCUUUCACUAUCAUGCCUUCAGUGAUGAUCAACCCAAUUUUCCAGAGGAUUUCAAGAAGUUGUCAGAAGAGUUUGUAUGUUACGCGAGAGGCCAUCCUCUAGUUCUCGAAAUGUUGGGUAAAGAGCUUAAUCAGCAAAGUAUGGUUCAUUGGAAUUCGAAACUGAAGAUGCUUGCACAGAGUCUCAGCCCUAGUGUUCGUAGUGUCUUCCAAGUGAGUUAUGAUGAGUUGACCUUAGGACAGAAAGAUGCAUUUCUCGACAUUGCCUGUUUCAGAUCGCAGGAUAUGGAAUAUGUAGAAAGUUUACUGGCUUCGUCUGACCCUGGAUCUACAGAAGCAAUGAGUUUAGUAAAAGCCCUCACGAAUAAGUUCCUGAUUUAUACUUAUGACGGUCGAGUGGAGAUGCAUGAUCUACUGUAUACUUUUUCAAGGGAACUUGACCGUGAAGCACCCACUAUAAAUGGUAGAGGAUACCGGAGGCUGUGGCUCCAUCAAGACAUAAUCAAGGGAGGCGUAAUUAAUGUACUCCAGAAGAAAAUGAAAGCUUCCAAUGUCAGAGGUAUUUUCCUAGACUUGUAUGAAGUGAAGAACGAAACAUGCUUAGAGAGUGACCACUUCAGCAAGAUGCACAACCUCCGGUAUCUCAAGUUCUACAACUCACAUUGUCCUCAGGAGUGUAAAACAACCAAUAAGAUAAACAUCCCUGAUGGUCUUACCCUGCCACUGAAAGAGCUUCGAUGCCUCCACUGGCUAAAAUUCCCAUUGGAGAAACUCCCAAAUGAUUUCAACCCCAUUAAACUUGUCGACCUUAAGCUGCCCUCCAGCGAGAUUGAAAGACUUUGGGAUGGUGUUAAGGAGACACCAGCCUUAAAGUGGGUCGAUCUCAGUUACUCAAAUAAGUUGUGCAGCUUGUCAGCGUUGUCGUCGGCUCAAAAUCUUCAGAGAUUGAACCUUGAAGGCUGCACAGCACUGAAACUGUUGCUAAGUAAUAUGGAAAACAUGAAAAGGCUUGCGUUCCUGAAUCUGAAAGGGUGCACAAGUCUUGAAUCUCUUCCAGAGAUGAAUUUAACUUUUCUGAAAACUCUUACCCUAAGCGGCUGCUCAAACUUGCAGGAGUUUCCGUUGAUUUCAGAAAAUAUAGAAAUUCUAUACUUAGAUGGUACAGCAAUAAGUGAGCUUCCUACGAACAUGGAGAAGCUCCAGAGACUUAUUGUACUGAAUAUGAAGAACUGCCAAAACCUGGAGAAAAUCCCAGUCCGGGUUGGUGAGCUGAAAGCUCUUCAGGAACUCAUACUCUCUGAUUGCUCAAAACUCAAUUAUUUUCCAGAAAUCAAGAUGGCCUCUUUAAACAUUUUACUUUUGGAUGGGACAGCCAUAGAAGUGAUGCCACAACUACCCUCGCUGCAGUAUUUGUGCUUAAGCAGAAAUGAUAAGAUCAGCUGCCUUCCUGCUGGCAUCAGUCAACUUUCUCAACUAAUAUGGCUGGAUUUGAAGUACUGUAAGAGUCUUACAUCUCUUCCAGAGUUUCCGCCAAAUCUUCAGUGCUUAGAUGCACAUGGUUGUAGUUCUCUGAAGACAGUUUCCAACCCUCUGGCCCGUAUCAUGCGAACCGGGCGGAAUCAGUCCACUUUAAUUUUCACCAACUGUGAGAACCUGGAACAAGCUGCAAAGGAGGAAAUCACGUUGUAUGCUCACAGAAAAUGCCAGAUGCUGUCAUAUGCUCGUAAACGUUACAAUGGGGGUUUUGUUUCAGAGACUUUUGUCAGCGCUAGCUUUCCUGGGUGUGAAGUCCCUUCGUGGUUUUGUCAUGAAGCAUUUGGAUCUGAGAUAAAUGUAAAACUUUUCCCACAGAGGUAUGAAAAAAGGCUUGCCGCAAUAGCUCUGUGUGCUGUAGUCUCAUCUUUUGAUUGCGAAGAUCAGUUCAGCCGCUUGUCAGUGACAUGCACCUUUAAAGUAAACGUUGAAGACAAGUCUUGGGUCCCGUUUACUUGCCCAGUAGGAAGUUGGAUCAAAGAGGGAGCCAGAAAAGAAAAUAUUGAGUCAGACCAUGUCUUUAUUGGCUACACCAGUUGCCCAUGUACUCUGGAGUGUCCAGAAGAUGAGAACUAUGAUAAUUGCACAUCUACUGUAGCGUCCCUUCAAUUUACUGUGACAGGCGAUACAAGUAAGAAAGGAAAAUUCAAGGUGUUGAAGUGCGGUUUAGGUUUUGUGUAUGAAAAGGAUGAAAGCAACUGUUCUCAUGAAGCAAAGUAUGAAAUGCCUGUCGAAGUGAGGAGAGAAAGAAAAGGAAAAACGAGGGGGGUGAUGAUGGACGGCUAAAUAAGAAGAAAAAAUCCAGAAGGGAUGAUAAGAUUCCGUGUUAAUCAAACUAUGAAGCAAGUGUAAACUCCACGACGCAAAGAUAACUACUACGAUUCUACACAUCCACCUAUCCUCUAAAGGUUUCGUCCAUAAACGUCAGAAGUGAAGCGCGAGCUUGGCCCUAGCAGGAGUCAUACCGUAGCAUCUUCUAGAAGCUGAGAAUAACCACCAAACCAAGGAUCCCUCUAAUGAUCCAACAAAGUACAUGGGAUGUCUGCUGAUGUGGAAUGGCUUAGUCUUACUAUUUAUACUUUUGUUUUUAGUAUGAGAAUUAUCAGUCCACAAGAAAAAGUUUUUUUUUUCAGAAAUUAAGAGUCUUUUGGGAGAUAAUUGAUCAAACUUGUGGGGAGGAAAAAGAUCUCAUGUAUAAUUCUCAUGAAAUCAUUGUUUUGUGUGAUCACUUUGAAGAAAUAUAUAUUACAUUUCUCUAAAGACUAUCCUCUUACAACAACUCGUAACAAACUUGUAUCCGAGACUGGCAUUGAUAAAGCAAAGAACUUUUA
Messenger RNA from Eruca vesicaria subsp. sativa (arugula), 4638 nucleotides. The record is from the annotation of a GenBank genome assembly. Lineage: Eukaryota; Viridiplantae; Streptophyta; Magnoliopsida; Brassicales; Brassicaceae.